AUGGCGUCCGUUCCCACACCGGAGGAGCUGAAAAAGUUGAAAGUUGUCGAAUUGAGGGAAAGACUUUCAAAAUUAGAACUCCCAACUGCAGGUUUGAAAGCUGAGCUGAUUGCACGCUUACAUAACCACUAUGUCCAGGAAAGUCUCAAGCAGGAUGCAGUGGAUUCGUCUCAAUUGGAAGAAGACUCUCCAGAUGAAGAAAAGGAGGAAGAGUUGCCUUUGCCACCUGUACCAGUACCAGUACAAACACCAGAGGUCUCUGAAAGCUCUGGGCCAUCACGAUCUGUAGAUGAAGAUCUCCAGAGAAAAGUUGCUCUCCAGCAACAGAUGUUGGUUGUAGAACACCAGCAAGAGCAGGAGAAGAAACUAUUGGAACAACAGAAGGAAGCUCUGGCAUUGCAUGCCCAGCAGCAGGCAGCAGCAGCAAUGAUGAUUCAACAACCUCAGCAUGUGGCUCCUCCUCCCCCUCCUGCACCUGUGUCUGUACCGCCCCCUCCUAACAUAGAUCUGAUGGAGAAGGUCAGGCAGCAACAACAGAUGCUUGAGGCAGAGAAACAUAAACAGAUGAUGGAACAACAGCAAAAGAUGAUACAACAACAGCAGCAGCAACAGCAACAACAGCAGGCAAUCAGUCAGGCAGAGGCUGAGCGGAGAAUAAAGGAGGCAGAGAUCUUCAGACAGCAGAAAUUUGCUCUGAUGGAAGCUCAGAGAGAGGAACAGCAAAUGAGAAUGCAGAAGGAGCAACAAAGACCACCUACCCAUCAGAUGCCAGUGCCCCCUCCUGGCCUCCCUGUGAUGUCUCAUCCACAACCUCCAUCCACCACUAUACAACAGCAACCUCCACAGGCUCCCCCACCUGUUCAGAUAACAACCACAUUACCCCCACAGAUGCCGCCCCAGAUUAGUGGACCUCCUCCCCCAGUAGGCCCCCCUCAAGGACUUCCGCAGCCAGCUCCAGCCCCUCCAGGUAUAGGGCCACCACCAGGUCGUUCAGGUCCACAAGAGCUUAUGAGCUUGCCUCCACCCCCUCAUGGAGUACCUCCCCCACAAAAUAUUGGAAUGAUGCCACCCCAAGGUUCUCCUAUGCAGACUGGUGCUCCUCCACCUGGGAUGCCUCCUCAACAACAGAAUGAAACUAGUAUACAGCAGAUGAUACCACCUGCUCAGCCAAUGAUUCCACAACCACAGGCACCUCCUCCAGUAUCAGAACCACAUCAUGAAGGACCACCUCCACCGUUGCAACCAACAUUGAGGCCACCUCCUCCACAACAGUCACAGAUGAGUAUGCCACCCCCAACAAUGAUACAACAGCCACCUGGACAACCAUCCUCCAUAGUCCAAAUGGGUGGUCCCCCCCAACAGCAGUCUGGACCACCACCACCACCACGACCUGCAGGCAUGUUGUCCGGAACUCCAAUGUCAGGGCCACCACCCCCAGGGGUAGCCCAGACACCACCAAUGGAAAAACUUCCAUCUCCACAAUUGGAUCCUCCCCAGCCUCAGCCCCCUAAAGAGAUAAAGCUACCGCAUGCUCUGGAGAAGAUUCUAGCUUUCAAGAAUGUCCGAGCUCAGGAAGUGGGGCUUACUCCAGAGGAAGUUGAGACUAUGCACCAACCUGAAGAGAGAGAGGAUGUGGAGGAAAUGGAGGGCGAGGAAGAUGAGGAUGUUGGAUAUGGUACUUAUGACAUGGAUGAAGAUGCAGACAAGCCAGAGGAGGUUCCUGUAGAAAAAGAGUCCAAAAAUAAGAGACGAAAGAAGAAGAAAAAGAAGGCAAAGAAGAAUCGUCAGCAGCAACCGACUUCGUCAGAAACUACACGGAAGGACGACUCUGAGGAAGAUGUACAGAUUGAGUACAUACAGGAGCAGUUAGACCUGGAACCUUCAGAUCCAAACUACUUCACAUUUGCGAAGAUAUUUGAAGCAUUUAAGAUUUCUGAGACUGAAAGACAAAAAGAAAAGAAAGAAGAAAAAGUUGAAGAAAAGAAAAGAGAGGAAAUUCCAGAACCAAAAGGCAUAUUUGAUGAAGAUGACAGUGAUGAAGAAGGAGAGGAAAAGAAAUUAGAUGAAGAUGCUCCUAAGAUGUCGAAGAAGAAGCUGAAGAAGAUGACUAGACUGAGUGUGGCUCAGCUGAAGCAGUUAGUAAGUCGCCCAGAUGUUGUAGAAAUGCAUGAUGUGACAGCCCAGGACCCACGUCUGUUAGUACAGCUGAAAGCCACUCGCAAUACAGUGCCUGUCCCUCGGCACUGGUGCUUCAAACGUAAAUACCUACAGGGAAAGAGAGGAAUCGAGAAACCUCCUUUUGAGCUACCAGAGUACAUCAAGGCCACAGGCAUCAUGGAGAUGAGAGAAGCUCUUGCUGAGAAGGAAGACCAAAAAACAUUGAAAGCAAAAAUGAGAGAAAAAGUACGACCAAAAAUGGGGAAAAUAGACAUUGAUUAUCAAAAACUUCAUGAUGCAUUCUUCAGAUGGCAGACGAAACCUAAAAUGACAAUACAUGGUGAUUUAUAUUAUGAGGGUAAAGAAUUUGAAACACGAUUAAAAGAAAAGAAACCAGGAAAUCUCUCUGAUGAACUACGAACAGCUUUAGGCAUGCCAGUGGGACCAAAUGCAGACAAGUUUCCUCCUCCAUGGUUAAUUGCUAUGCAGCGAUAUGGUCCACCUCCUUCCUAUCCUAAUUUAAAAAUUCCAGGACUUAAUGCUCCAAUACCUGAAGCGACCUCCUUUGGUUAUCAUGCAGGUGGCUGGGGGAAACCUCCAGUGGAUGAGAAUGGCAAACCUUUAUAUGGAGAUGUUUUUGGCACACAAAGUGGUGACUUUCAGGUCGUAGUUGAAGAGGAAGAAAUAGAUAAAUCUCACUGGGGUGAGUUGGAGGAGGAAUCAUCAGAAGAAGAGGACUCAGAUGAGGAUGAGGAAGACGAGGAAGACAUGACAGGUCUAGUCACUCCAGGAGGUGAAGGAUUGGUAACCCCAAGUGGCAUCACAUCUGUACCAAUGGGUGUAGAGACACCAGAUAUGAUAGAACUGAGGAAGAAGAGGAUAGAAGAUGCUAUGGACCAAGGGGGAGAAACUCCUGCUCUCUAUACAAUCUUACCAGAGAAAAAGUCAGCUGUGGGUGGGGCAAUGAUGGGCUCCUCACAUAUAUACGACAUGGCAGCCGGUGUGCCUGGGAGUAAGAAGACAGAUAAGACAGCACCAGAAGGGAUUGAAGUUGCCCUGAAUCCAGAAGAAUUGGAUCUUGACAGUGCAGCAAUGCAGGCCAAGUAUGACCAGACGAUGAGGGAACAACAGUCACAACUAGAGAAGGAAGAUCUCAGUGAUAUGGUCGCUGAACAUGCAGCCAAGCAGAAGAAACGAAAGAAACAACAACAGGACAGUGGGAAAGCUGCCAAAAAAUACAAAGAAUUCAAGUUUUAAUGUCACAGUGUCUGUCUUUCUGUGGUAACAUGUGAUGCUAUAUGUGUUCAUGGACAAAAUAUUUACUGAAUUACAAAUCAUGUAAUAGUGUGUUAGGUUUGGAAAUAAUAGGACUUUACAGUUAUGGUUGGUACUUAUAACUACUGGAAAACCUGGUCAUUGAUGGUGUAUGGAAAUUAGAUAAAGAUUAUGUUGAAGUGCUGACUAUAUCUUGUAAACUCUUCAUUUCUACUGAUUGAGAGAUAUUUGAAAGAUAAUGAAAGGAAUAAAAUUUUAAACAUU
Messenger RNA from Ylistrum balloti, 3696 nucleotides. RefSeq names its product splicing factor 3B subunit 2-like. Gene Ontology annotation, cellular component: nucleus; precatalytic spliceosome; U2 snRNP. Gene Ontology annotation, biological process: mRNA splicing, via spliceosome. The record is from RefSeq and is a predicted model, not a curated record. NCBI's taxonomy places the organism in Eukaryota, Metazoa, Mollusca, Bivalvia, Pectinida, Pectinidae. The transcript is spliced from 22 exons. The coding region runs from base 1 to 3414 and encodes 1137 amino acids.